AUGGAUGGAGCCACGGCUCUGAGCAAGUGUCUGUUUAGCCAGGAGCUGGAUCCAAACUCUGGCUUGCUUCCUCCUCUGUCCCAGGCUUGCUGCUUGCCAAAGCCCUGUAUGGAAGGUGAGAGAAGCCCAGCCCCCCGAGAGAAGGGCAGAGACUCUCCCUUUGCCUGGAGCCCCGGCCCCAGCUCCAGCUUCGCCGACCUUGACUGGUCUUGGGAUGAGAACAUCCAAGCAAAGAGGGCCAGGGUGGAGACCAUCGUCCAAGGCAUGUGCCUCUCUCCUCACACUCCGGCUCCGGCGCCCGGCAAGGCCCGAGCCAGGGACGGCGCCUGUUGCCCAGAGAAGGCCCGGGAGCGGAAGAGGAAGCAGAGCCUCCCCAUGCAGCAAGGCCCCCUGAAGCCAGGCCCUGCCGGGGACCACGGCAGCCGGAAAGGGGGCCCUCGGGUAAGAGAACAGCUCCAUCAGCUGAAGCAACAGCUAAGACAUUUACAAAAGCACAUCCUGCGGGCUGCUGAGCCCAGGGACACAGCCCAGGACCCAGGGGGCUCCGAGACGGACAAGGGCCCUCUGAGGGCACAGCAGAGGAAUGGUUAUGGACAUAGGCCCCGGGCUCUGGACAGUGACCACUACCAGGGUUCCCGUGGGGACUACCCCAAGGAGAAACAACACAGAGCCUCUGAGGCGGAACACCAGUCUGAGGAGCGCAGGUUCCUUCCCUGUGGAACACGGGCUUUGCUGGAGAUUCUGAGGAAGGAACUGACCGGGGCAGUGUCCCAAGCUGUGGACUCAGUAUUACAAAAGGUACUGUUGGAUCCACCAGGCCGCCUGACUCGGCUGGGCAGAAGCUUCCAGGAGCUUGUGCCAGAGGGGAGAAGUGAGCCCUCACCUCCUGAGAGAGGUGCCUGCAAAGACCUAUUUCCACCGGCCACUUUGCCCAGGAGGGCCCAGUCACAGACCGGGCUCCUGUUGCAAAACUUCUCACCGGCCAAGUCUCUGGACCCUCCCAGGUACCCUGUCUCUCUGAGGAUGAUCCCCACACCCUAUCAGGGUCCCCCAGCAAACUGUCCUUUGACUGCGCCUUCCCACAUCCAGGAAAAUCAGACUCUUGGCCAGCUGCUGGGUCACAGACCCAGUGGUCACUGGAGCAGCAGUCUUCCCCACGACUCAACUCCCCAAAGUCAUUGCUCCUCAGAGUCCGGCCUGCGACCGUGGGGAGCGGUCAAACUGCGGCCAUCGGUUCUGAGCCAGCAGCAGUACGCCUUGCCCUUCCCUUCCCCCCGUCUGGAAAGACUGCCCGUUCUUCCCUCGGUGAAGAUGGAACAGGGCGGCCUGCAGGCUGUCCCCGAUGUGCUGCCUUUUCCUUCACUGCAUACCCAGGAGGGCCUAAAUCCUGGUCACUUGAAGAAGGCCAAACUGAUGUUUUUCUUCACACGCUACCCCAGCUCCAACCUCUUGAAGGCUUACUUCCCCGAUGUCCAGUUCAACCGCUGCAUAACCUCCCAGAUGAUCAAGUGGUUCAGCAACUUUAGGGAGUUUUAUUACAUCCAGAUGGAGAAAUUUGCCCGGCAAGCGACUACAGAUGGUGUCACAAAUCCCAAGAUGCUGGUGGUACUCCGUGACUCAGAGCUUUUUCGAGCUCUCAAUAUGCACUAUAACAAGGGAAACGAUUUUGAGGUCCCAGAUUGCUUCUUGGAAGUUGCCAGCUUGACGUUACAGGAGUUCUUCAGGGCUGUCUCCACGGGGAAAGACUCAGAUCCUUCCUGGAAGAAACCCAUUUAUAAAAUUAUUUCGAAACUGGACAGUGACAUCCCAGAGAUAUUCAAAUCUUCCAGCUAUCCCCAGGAGCUGUUUCGGAAUUAAGAUCCCACAAAGUGUGGAGCAACUGGCCAAGGUUUCCUAGAUUUGUCUUAAAUGACAGUCAGUAUAGUUGUAGUCAUAGAAAAAAAAAGGGGGGGGGAGCAUAAGGAGAACCCCCCACAGGUAACAAUGGCCAUUUCUGAUCAUUUAUUUCCUUUUUCAGAAUCCUCAGAGUCUUAAACCUAACCAUAAAAUAUAUCAACCAAACGUAAUGGUGUGCUGGUAGCAUAUUAUAAAAGGGACACAACAGUUUGCAGUUGGAACUGAAAUCUCCAUUGUUUCCCGGUGUUGGGGACCUUGGGACCUUGCCAGCAUUCUGCAUCUGCAAAGCCAGGUCGUGAGGACGAAAAGAUAUUCUGACCUCAAGGCCUCUGUGAACUGUUACUCACUACACAGGUGUUAGUUUUCUCCCCCUUGGCUUUCAGAUGAAGUUAUCUCGUGUGUGUUUUGUUUUCACACAUUCCCAGUUCUAGUUACCUAUUUAUUGAGCUCCGCCUGUUGGCUAGACAUGUGCAAAGACAUUAUCUUUAAGCUUUCCAGUUGGAAAAGGAGAUGUUAUCUUCAUCUGAAAGAUAACCGAACCCAAGUUGGAGAGCUGUGAGGCAGCUUGCGGAAGUAUAAGGCUCGGGCGCUUGGGUCGGCGGGGAUGGUCAGGAGUCUGGAGGAACCCGAGCCCUUCUGAUGCCGGACUAUAUGCAGGACCACCUCAUGCUGCUUUUUGUGAUCUCAAACAGGCCACUGUCCCCAGGAAGCAUCCAGCACUAAUGGGGCACUGUCAUCUGACACCCUCUGCCUAGUACUCAGGAAUGCCUCAUCAGCCAGGAUUUCCGCUGAUCGUGCCAGCAUGCAGAAAACAAACUUUCUGCUGCCCUUGAGCUCUGCUGUUCAUUCAUUCGUUGGCUGCGAGUUUAUCAGCGGGACAACCCAAGUAGGUGCUAGAAGACCAAAGCAGUUGAUGCCCCAACCUCUUACAUGCAGAAGAAACUGAACGUCAGACCUGGGAGCUGGAAGGGGCCUUAGGAGAUCAUCUGGCCCGCCCUGCCUUAGUUAGGAAGGAGGGAACUGAGGUCCAGACGGGACCCUUGCACAACCUGUGCAGAGUCCCACAGACGAUGAAAGGCAUAACUGGGAAGAAUAGAGCAUGACACAUGGAAACAGAAAUUCUCCCACUCCAUAUGGAAACUAUGGUCAAUCUUUCAGAUGAAAGAAUUCAUGAAAUCAACAUUCCGCCCCUACUGGCCCAACACAAAGUGCGACUGAUUCCGAGUGUCUAGGCAAGACCUGUGCAAAGCUGAGUCACUGCACCUGUCUUCACCACUAGGGGGGGUCAAGUCUUGUAAGCACUGCAAAGGUGUGCAAGCUGGGGUGGGGCCACGCAGAGCUCAGGGCCUGCCCUUCUAAGGAAUGUCUGUGACUUCAUUAGCUUACU
Lutra lutra (Eurasian river otter) is the source of this 3283-nucleotide messenger RNA. RefSeq names its product prospero homeobox 2 (gene PROX2). Gene Ontology annotation, molecular function: RNA polymerase II cis-regulatory region sequence-specific DNA binding; DNA-binding transcription factor activity, RNA polymerase II-specific. NCBI's taxonomy places the organism in Eukaryota, Metazoa, Chordata, Mammalia, Carnivora, Mustelidae. Gene Ontology annotation, cellular component: nucleus. Gene Ontology annotation, biological process: regulation of transcription by RNA polymerase II. The record is from RefSeq and is a predicted model, not a curated record.